GGCGUCAGCAUAGAGCCCCAUGCGGGGUUCAAACUCACUGACGGUGAGACCAUAACCUGAGCCGGACUCGGAAGCCCAACCGACUGAGCCACCCAGCCGCCCCCAGGAUGACUAUUUAGUGAUGGUUCCUCCCAUCUUAGCCUUGGUCUCUCCCUGUCUGUACUGAACCCCUGUCCCCCCCUUGUCACCCCGCUCCUUACGUGCAUCCCAUUCAGUCUUUCUACUGCAAAAUUUGUGGAUUGUGACAUACUUAAUCCUCAUGGAGGACGGGGCCCAAAGAGUCUACAGGUGCCACGGUGCCUGCGAGCAGAGAACGUGUGUGUGGAUAUCGUUUCCCUUGAUGAGGCUUGCGAGCAAACAAAUAGGGCGCUCCUGGGGUGGGCUCCCCUAGCAAAAUCACACCAGCGUUUGCUUCCAUGACGGAUGUGCUCCUGCCCCUUCCGGGAGACAGCCCGGAACCUAGUUUUACCUUGCGAGCACCUCCGGGGAGCACUGUGACGUGGCACCUUCGCUGCGGGGGCCCGGGCUCCCUGCAUGCUCUCUUGCCUCUGUUUGCAUUCGGAGUCCCCGCUUUGAGUUCUCACGCCUGGAAUGUGGCUUCGCCAGUGCUUGUCUCGGGGCCGCGCGGGGCAGGGGAGGGCGGCUUAGCCAGAGUCCCCGGCCCGUGCAGAGUCAAGGGCUGACAGUGUCGUGCCAGGAGGCGUUUACACCCAGGGGCCCCGGCCCCAGGCGCCGAGACCCGUUCUGGCCGCUCUAGUUGGAGGAGGUGUCUCUGCGGCACCCCUGCCCCGGGGCCGGCGUCCCGCGGGGCACCGGGGCAGGGCAGCGGCACCUUCGCUAACUCACGGCCACUCGGCGUUUCCCGUCUGGACAGCGGCGGCUGCCGGGCCGGGCGGUACCAUGUUGUCCAUGACGUACAGCGAGAGCCUGAGGAGCGUGAGCAGCAGGUGUCACUCGGACUGGGCCCUGCACCCCGUGCGCCAGACAGACACGCUGGAGCUGCAGCGGCUGCGGGAGGUGCGGGCGGCGGCCCAGGCCAGGAACAUGGAGAGCUUCCUCCGCAUGCACGGCCUCUCCCUGGACGGCUGCACCGCCCAGCGCACGGGCAUGAAGUACCGGAACCUGGGCAAGUCGGGCCUGCGGGUCUCCUGCCUGGGGCUCGGAACAUGGGUGACCUUCGGAGGCCAGAUCACCGAUGAGAUAGCAGAGCAGCUGAUGACCUUGGCCUACGACAAUGGCAUCAACCUCUUCGAUACUGCAGAAGUCUACGCGGCGGGCAAGGCUGAAGUGGUAUUAGGAAACAUCAUCAAGAAGAAGGGAUGGAGACGGUCCAGCCUGGUCAUCACCACCAAGAUCUUCUGGGGAGGAAAAGCGGAGACCGAGAGGGGCCUUUCCAGGAAGCACAUAAUAGAAGGUCUGAAAGCCUCGCUGGAGCGGCUGCAGUUGGAGUACGUGGAUGUGGUGUUUGCCAACCGCCCGGACCCCAACACGCCCAUGGAAGGGGACCCAUUUAGUUCCUCCAAGUCAAGGACAUUCAUCAUAGAAGAGACCGUGCGCGCCAUGACCCACGUCAUUAACCAGGGGAUGGCCAUGUACUGGGGCACGUCACGCUGGAGCUCCAUGGAGAUCAUGGAGGCCUAUUCCGUGGCCCGACAGUUCAACCUGAUCCCGCCCAUCUGCGAGCAGGCCGAGUACCACAUGUUCCAGCGCGAGAAGGUGGAGGUCCAGCUGCCGGAGCUCUUCCACAAGAUAGGAGUGGGCGCCAUGACCUGGUCACCUCUGGCCUGCGGCAUCGUUUCCGGAAAGUACGACAGUGGCAUCCCGCCCUAUUCAAGAGCCUCCUUAAAGGGCUACCAGUGGCUGAAAGACAAGAUCCUGAGCGAGGAGGGCCGGCGCCAGCAGGCCAAGCUGAAGGAGCUGCAGGCCAUAGCUGAGCGCCUGGGCUGCACCCUCCCCCAGCUGGCCAUAGCCUGGUGCCUAAGGAACGAGGGAGUCAGCUCCGUGCUCCUGGGUGCUUCCAGCGCAGACCAGCUAAUGGAGAACAUUGGAGCGAUACAGGUCCUUCCAAAACUGUCGUCUUCCAUUAUCCACGAGAUUGAUAGUAUUUUGGGCAAUAAACCCUACAGCAAAAAGGACUACAGAUCCUAAGAAGCCCCCGGCCGCUUGCCCGGACAGUUUCUGUUUCCCUCCCAGUCUCUCUGUUCGCUCGCUUAAGCUGUUUUGAAGCCAAGUCAGGGGUGUGGUUUGCAUCAAAAAGAAAACAUCACGCAGCACGAGAUGUUGUGGGGAAAAGAUCUCAAAAGUCGCUGCUAAGACACCAUUCGCCGCUUCGCGGGACGGAAUUCUGACCCGUGCUGGGGAGACCACGCUGACUGGGAAGGGUGUUGGCGCGGUCCCGUCCAGGCUCGCCUGCAGCCCUGCUCACCCUCCUGGAAGAGACCACCACGUUUUCUCCCAGCCUCGGCCUUUCCCAGAGACGCCCCGAGUCCAGGCCAGGCCGAGACCCGGUCGGGUGCUGGGGGCAGCAGGGCUGGCCUCUCCUCUGCUGAGCACCCCCACCUGGUGUUGGGGGUGGGAAAGAGGAAACCAGGUCUGGCUCCUCCCGUGGCCCCUCUGCCAGGACACUGGACAUUGGGCAGGGCCUCCCAGGUGGGGCCCUCAACCUCCCUUCUUGCCAAGGGCUCCCAAUACUUUACCAUGGGCCCGACCUCAGAUUCAUUCUGCACCCGCUUCUCCACCACCCCCUGCCCCAGCGGGUCUCCAGGGGGCCUUCCAAGCUGUCCCUUGACCCCCACCCCCACCCUUGCUGGCAGGGGCAGAGAUCCGGGGGGAUUCCUUAUCAGUUUGGGGUCCACAGCAAGUUGGGGGGGGAGGGUUUCUAACCACGCUCAUUGCCCUGGCAGCUUCCUCCCUGCACACAGUUGACGAUCCCCGUGCCCAGAGCAGCCCUGAGCGUUCGGGAGGGGCCUGAGGAGCAGGCUCCAGCCCAGGUCCCUCCAGGGCCCCACCUACCCUCCUCUCCAGGUGCCCUGCCCACUGCCCCUCUGUCCUUGCCCCAGAAUGCCCUGAGGUCAUGCAUACUUAGCUAGACUGUGGUCGCUGGCUGGCCACAUGCCGGGCGGCCCACCUCUGCUCUGCCUGGGUAGUGGCCUCAGGGUCUGCGGAGAGAACACACUUAGGCCCCUGGGGUUUUCUGUGCUGCAUGCGCAGGGGAGCUGGGGAGGCUGAACAUCCCGCAGAAGCCCCCACGAUCUAGGAAAAGGCCCCAGGAGCCUCCCCCUGGAGGAGUGCCUUCUUCAAGGCCUCAGAUCGGGUCAGGGUGAGGCACCCCACAUUAGGGUGCUAAGUCUAGGUGCCCAGAGCAGGUUACCCGGGCAGACGGACAGCAGUACCAACCCCAGAACCACCACACGCACCCUGUGAGGAGGUCAGGACGGCUGGAGCCAGUCAUUCCUGGCGAUGCAUCCACCCCCCCCCCCGGCCCCCCAGCCCGGAACAGGACAGAACCGUCAGCCCCCCCGGCUGGGAGGAUGAAGGGCACAGGCCUGCAGCCGGGAGUCCUGAGGUAGCAGCCUCUGCUGGCUAUUUGGAGGCAGGAGCCCACUCUGUAGGGUGCCUCUGUGUCUCCGGUCCCAGCAGGUAGCAGCUGGCCCCACCUCGACACCCCUCCCCCUCCCCGCCAACAGUCUCCUCUUCACUGCAGCCGGUAUGCCCAGUCCUGCUUCGCCCCCUGCCAUGCUCAGAGAGCCUCCUGGCCAGCCCUGGCUGGGCCGAGGCCUGAGAAAGCCACAAACUUCCUGACCUUUAUGCUGACCCUGGAGUCUAGAACCUUCCCCCCUCCCAGCCCAGGCCCCCGGGCUCAUCACCAAAUCUAUAAGCUGCACACUGUGGGUGUGGGGAGGGGGUGAGCCUAUCCCGGCAGGGGCCCCUGGCCUGUGGCCACCGCCCACCACCACCCGGGAUGCGUGGCUAGCUCCCAAGACAGGCAGGGACCAGGUGCUCUGGGCCAGGCAGCCCCCGUACUGAGGGACCAGAUUGCCUGCCCCUCACUGGGGAGAGCUGCUGGGCCCCCUUCGCACUGCUGCCCCCUUCAUGGGGAGCCACACCUGGGAAGGCAGUCCCCUGUCGGCCACAUUUGCCAAACGGAGACGAGGGCCCCCAGAGUUGAGCUGGGCCAAGGCCGAAAUACCCAUGGCAAGGACCCAGGCAGCCUCCCCGUCCUGGGGCACUGUCCACAGCCUGAUUCUCAGCUGUCAUUUCUCCCACACCCACCUGCGGGGAGGACCCGGCUCUGCUUCCUGGGGGAAGGCCCCUGACUUAGAAGAGGUCUGGUGGGGUGGCGGUCGGGGGGGGGGGGGGGGGGGGGGGGACAGAGUCUGGAAACAAGCUGGGCAGAGUUGGGGCCUGGAGGAGUGUGGCCUGGGACCCAGCACGGGUUUACGCUGGCCACCUGGUCGAGGGAAGCCUCCCAGCCUCUGGCCCUCCCCUCGAGGCAGUUUGCCCCAGGGGACCCCCUCCGGGAAUGCCCAGCACGGAAAGCAGGUCCACUCUGGGAGCAGGGGUGGGAUCCUUCUCCCUUGCUGACACACGGAGUUCCCCCCCCCCCCCCCCCCCCAUUUCUCAUCCCAGAUCCAGUGCAAAUCCGAGGUCCGGAGGAAUGACAGAGGGGCUUGCUCGGUCUUCUGUCAUGUAAAUAAUGUGCUUUUCUUCUCUCCCCCUUUUUUUUUUAAUGACUGAGGCUCCUCAGCUAACUGCACUCCCUACGUAGGCAGAGACUGUCUCAUGCCUCGCGCUUCCAGACGACACUCAGCGAGACACAGCCACCGUAUUUAUGGAAUGACAAAUAAAACCCCAGCCUGUCGGGGUCUGCGGC
This is a messenger RNA of Neofelis nebulosa (Clouded leopard), 4873 nucleotides long. It is a transcript of the gene KCNAB2, whose product is annotated as potassium voltage-gated channel subfamily A regulatory beta subunit 2. Lineage: Eukaryota; Metazoa; Chordata; Mammalia; Carnivora; Felidae. Gene Ontology annotation, cellular component: extrinsic component of cytoplasmic side of plasma membrane; cytoplasm; juxtaparanode region of axon. Gene Ontology annotation, molecular function: potassium channel regulator activity; transmembrane transporter binding; voltage-gated potassium channel activity. Gene Ontology annotation, biological process: regulation of action potential; transmembrane transport; regulation of potassium ion transmembrane transport. Bases 901 to 2148 code for a protein of 415 amino acids. The transcript is spliced from 15 exons. The record is from RefSeq and is a predicted model, not a curated record.